ACACAUCGCUGCGAGGCUUAACUUUAACGCAACGCGGCUCUCACUAAGCCUGAGACUGUAAUAAAAACCAUUUGCGCAUCUGCGGGGCGGGGGGGUUGUAAUUGUUUUUUUUAAGCCUGAUUCUCUCUGAAGAGAAGAGCGCGUACUGUAAAGAAGCGUCUUCCCUCUUCUUCUACUCUCAUUCUGUCAUUCUCUCAACUCCUCCAAUCCCUUCAAAUCGACGCUUCGGAUUCACAACCUCUUGCUGGUUUUCAGCCACACAAAUAUAAGGAAAGAUGUUUGGUUCUACUAACCCUUUUGGGCAGUCAUCUAGUAGUCCAUUUGGGUCCCAGUCAGUCUUUGGACAGUCGAGCAAUGCAGGCAACAAUCCUUUUGCUCCCAAACCUUUUGGUGGUUCAGCACCUUUUGGUGCUCAAACAGGCAGUUCCAUAUUCGGAGGUACUUCAACUGGUGUUUUUGGUGCAACCCAAUCUUCUUCUCCCUUUUCUUCCACGACAACAUUUGGAGCUUCUUCCUCACCAGCAUUUGGAAGUUCAACACCUGCUUUUGGUAGUUCAUCUUCUUCUUUUGGUGGAUCUUCUGUAUUUGGUCAGAAGCCGGUUUUUGGAGCGUUUGGGUCCACAUCUACUCAAACUAGUCCUUUCGGAAGCACAGCUCAACCAUCACAGCCAGCAUUUGGGGGCAGUAUAUUUGGUUCCUCUACACCUUUCGGUGCAUCAAGUCAGUCUGCAUUUGGCGCUACUAGCACCGCGGCCUUUGGUGCAACAAGCACCCCAGCAUUUGGUGGUACAAGCACCCCAGCCUUUGGUGCUACUGGUAACUCAGCCUUUGGUGCCACUGGCACCCCUUCCUUUGGUGCUACAAGCACCCCUGCCUUUGGUGCUUCAAGUACACCUGCUUUUGGUGCAACAAGUACCCCGGCAUUUGGUUCAACAACAAGUCCAACAUUUGGUAGCACUGGGACUGCAUUUGGGGUCUCAAGUGCCCCUUUAUUUGGAUCUGGGGGAGCAUUUGGGGCUUCAAGCAACCCUGCUUUUGGUUCAAGUUCCUCUGCAUUUGGAGCUUCUAGCGCUCCUGGUUUUGGUGCCUCUAGUGCUCCGGCUUUUGGGGCUUCAAGUAAUCCAUCCUUCAGCUUUGCAUCCACACCUGCAUUCGGCCAAUCGUCAUCUACAUUUAGCAGCAGCAGCCCCUUUGGUACCUCUACAUCUCCUUUUGGAGCACAGAGUUCCAUGUUUGGAGCCCAGUCAACAACACCAACAUUUGCAAGCACUGGUUUUGGGCAGUCAGCUUUUGUGGGGCAACGUGGGGGGAGUCGAGUGACUUCUUAUGCACCAACACCUGAACCAGAUAAUAGCAGUAGUGGAGCUGGUGGAGCAGUGGGAAAGUUAGAGUCGAUAUCAGCCAUGCCUGUUUAUAAAGAUAAAAGCCAUGAGGAGCUGAGAUGGGAGGACUAUCAGUUGGGAGAUAAAGGUGGACCACUCCCUGCGGGUCAGUCUUCUGGGAUAAACUUUGGUUCGUCAACUACACAGUCAAACCUUUCGGGUCCUUCACCAACUUUUGGCCAAUCAUCUUCAAGUUUGUUUUCUACGCCAACUUCUAAUUUAUUUGGUCCAAAAACUCCAGGUUUUGCAACUUCAUCUCCAGCAUUUACCUCUUCACCUUUCGGAGUUUCUUCUCCUUCCAACCUUUUCACAUCAACUUCAUUAUCAACGCCUUCAGUAUUUGGGACAACUUCAGCUCCAUUUGCAUCCACUUCAACUCCUUCAUUUGUUUCAUCAAGCUCGCCAGGGUUUGGGCAAUCAGUGUUUACUUCUCAAGUUCAAGGAUCAACCCCGGCAUUUAAUUCUACUGCUAUGUUCAAUUCCUCUACACCUUCAAUUGGACCAGCAGGAACUGGUUUUGGACAAACUACCUCUGCUUUUGGGCCGAGUACAACUUCUUCCUUUGUAACACCUAACAUAUUCAACAAUCCUUCCACUGGGUUUGGAAACAUGUUUUCGAGCACUCCAUCGCUUAGUACUUCAACCAACAAUUUGGGUUUCGGUCAAACGGCUGCUUCUUUUUCUACACCAUUUCCUGCCCAGCCACCUCAGACAACUGGUACUUUUAGCUUUAGUAAUUUUGGUCAGUCUCAGUCAGCCAAUGCAAGUGCUGCUCCAACAGGCAUUUUUGGUCAGAAUAACUUUGGACAAAUGUCUGCCACUCAAAGCUCUGCUGUUGCACAGCCAGCACCAGUUACAAAUCCAUUCGGCACACUCCCUGCAAUGCCUCAAAUGUCAAUUGGUCGGGGUGGCACUGCACCAUCAGUUCAAUAUGGAAUAUCUAGCAUGCCUGUAUUAGACAAACCUGCUCCAGUUAGAAUAUCAUCAUUAUUAACUUCUCGACACCUAUCACAAAGGCGGAUCAGGUUGCCUGCAAGGAAAUAUCAUCCUAAGAAUGAUGGUCCAAAGGUUCCAUUUUUUAGCGAUGAUGAAGAAACAGCCAGUACACCAAAAGCAGAUGCUCUUUUUCUUCCUAGGGAUAACCCAAGAGCACUUGUCAUUUGUCCUACAGAACCAUGGCCUUCGAAGUCUACUUUUGAGAAGGCAUCCCCAAUAAACGAUACUUCUACACCAAUAAAGGAGAAUGGAAAUAGUUUUGAAGCAUGCCCUCCCUCAGGUGGUUCCAACUCUGAGGAUAAAAAUAGAAAUUCACAUGAAGAUGGUCAUUUUGAGGAGCGUCCUCAUGUGGUCGAAGUGAACCAAAAACCUAAUGGAGUUCAUGAUGAUCAUUCUACUCAAAAAGGAGAUUCAUAUAUGACACUGAGUGGGCAUAGAGCUGGUGAAGCUGCUAUUGUGUAUGAGCAUGGUGCAGACAUUGAGGCAUUAAUGCCAAAGCUGCGACGCUCUGACUACUAUACGGAGCCACGAAUCCAAGAAUUGGCAGCCAAAGAAAGGGCAGAACCGGGAUUCUGCCGCCAUGUCAAGGAUUUUGUAGUUGGACGACAUGGUUAUGGUAGCAUCAAAUUCUUGGGUGAGACAGAUGUGAGAAGGCUUGAUCUUGAGUCGCUAGUUCAGUUCAACAAUCGGGAGGUGAUUGUUUACAUGGAUGAUAGCAAGAAACCUCCUGUUGGGCAAGGCCUGAAUAAGCCUGCUGAGGUAACACUUCUUAAUAUUAAAUGCUUUGAUAAAAAAACCGGGCAUCAGCAUACAGAAGGGCCAAAAAUUGAGAAAUACAAGGAGAUGCUGAAGAGGAAAGCUGAGGACCAAGGUGCUGAAUUUGUCUCCUAUGACCCCAUAAAAGGAGAAUGGACGUUCAGGGUCAACCACUUCAGCGAGUACAAGCUAAUCGAUGAAGAUGAAGGCGAAAGCCAAGAGAGGUUGGAUAUGCAUGCUGCCCAAAGUUUCUACCAGGAAAUAGGGUCCAAGUGAUGUGUGGGUAAAAUCAGUCCGUCAUUAAUUGUGUGUUUUUGUUAUGUAUGGGAUUUAUUUGAUUUUGAUUUGUAUAGAAUUUAGCGGAUUUGGUAUGAUCUGUUUUAGUUUUGGCACUGUAUAUCACGAGCGUUGUUGUGUUUUGGAAUUCUGCUUUCAUUCCCUUUUUCGUUAGUUUGCAUUUGGUCAGUUUUUGUUGGUGUCAACUUGCAUUGGAUAAUGGAUAGAAGAAGAUUGGUUGGUCAAA
Molecule: messenger RNA, 3657 nt
Organism: Ziziphus jujuba (common jujube)
Lineage: Eukaryota; Viridiplantae; Streptophyta; Magnoliopsida; Rosales; Rhamnaceae
Product: nuclear pore complex protein NUP98A
Exons: 13
Coding region: 276-3410 (1044 amino acids)
Biological process (GO): RNA export from nucleus; post-transcriptional tethering of RNA polymerase II gene DNA at nuclear periphery; protein import into nucleus
Cellular component (GO): nuclear pore; nuclear pore cytoplasmic filaments
Molecular function (GO): structural constituent of nuclear pore
Source: RefSeq, a predicted model, not a curated record